AUAUCUGGUCAUAAAAAAAACAAGCAUAACUUUCCCUCUCAGAGGAGACAUUAUUUGUACAGCAAGCUGAUUUAGCUAAAUUUAUGUAUGGCUCGUUUCAUGAUGACCAAUCUAAAAAGGAGAUGUGCUGCAUAAAUUUGACCCGUGAUGAUCUAUCUUUGUUGUAUAAAAAAAAUAGCCAAGCCUACAGUGUCUGUUUACUUCUCGGUGUUUUAUUAUCAUUUUUAUUUUGUUGUCCGUUAGUUACUAGACUGCACCGUCACGAUUCAUAUAUAGGAAAACAACAGAUGUAUCAAAUCAUUUAUUGGAUUGAAUGAUUUUAAAACAACCUUAACAUUUCAGAAGGAACUGUAACAAUUUCGUGAAUCUUUCAAUUUUAACUUACGUUGAUUGUAAAAAAUAAAGCACAGAAAAUUCCGCAAAAGUGUGUCUCUUCUUCAGAUACGAUGAAUUAAAGCUGGUCUUACGCGUGCCCCCUCUGCCCCUCUCCUCCUCCAGCUUCUGAGUCCUACCUUGUGCGUCACGUGGUCUAGCCCGUACAAAUAACUCCCAUCAAAGUUUUCCAGCGGAGAACUAAUCGGAGCUCUAUUAUAUCAGCAAUUAUCAGCGACGUUAACUAUCUUCAGCUACAAAGAAGUGAACGAGAGAGAGGCUUUAGACCAUCCGGGAAGUAAGAUUUUUUCUUUUUCCCUCGUAAACUUUUCCUCACAAAGGAUAUUUUGGACAUCUUUGUGGGAGCUUCAGUCACUUUCGUUGAGUCUAUCUGAGUGAACAAGUUUGCACAAAGCGCUGCUGAACCUGCUCCUCUGGAAAACAGACUUUAUCACCCAACCGUUCUUAUCUGGAUCGGAUAUAUUUGCUUAUUAUCCCGCGAACUGGAUAACGAAAAAUCGCCGACGACUCAAGGUGUCCUAGGAGCUGCGUGAAAGUGUCUUCACGUGACCCACUUUGUCCCAGGAGUCAAAACCCAUAUUCUUCCAAAUAGGACGAGUAUACGGUGUAAAAAUGUACCAAAGCCUUGCUAUGUCAUCCAACCAGUCCCCAUACGCACACGAUGCAGGGAACUAUAUGCACCCUUCGGCGAGUUCCCCAGUCUACGUGCCCACUACGAGGGUGCCUGCUAUGUUGCAAUCCAUGCCGUACUUGCAGACAUGCGAGUCCGCCCAUCAGUCUCACGGCCUCGGCGGGCAUCACGGCUGGUCUCAGUCUGGCACAGACAGUUCGUCUUUCAUUCCGGGCAGCCCCCAUCAUCCUCCCGGGUUCUCCUACUCUCACAGCUCGCCAGUAAGCAGCAAUAACGGCAGGGACACAGCUUACCAGAACCAGCUAGUGCUUAGUAACGGUGGUCGGGUUGACCAUUAUGGCAGCACUUUAGUGCGGUCAGUUGGAGGAUCAUACUCAAGUCCCUACGCGUAUAUGAGCCCGGAGAUGGCGACCUCUUGGACACCUGGGCACUUUGAGAGCGGCAUGAUCAGUCUUCAGGGACGGCAAGGUUGCCUGUCUGGGAGAAGGUCCAGUUUAGACGUGUCAGAGGAGUUCCCAGGAGAGGGGCGCGAGUGCGUAAACUGCGGCUCCAUCUCCACUCCUCUGUGGCGCCGGGAUGGUACCGGGCACUACCUCUGCAAUGCCUGCGGACUGUACCACAAGAUGAACGGAAUCAACAGACCGCUGAUCAAACCCCAGAAACGCCUGACCACAUCUCGCCGGGUCGGCCUGUGCUGCACUAACUGCCAAACCAGCACCACCACGCUGUGGCGUCGCAGUGCGGAGGGAGAGCCUGUCUGCAACGCCUGUGGCCUUUAUAUGAAACUACAUGGGAUACCCAGACCAAUGGCCAUGAAGAAGGAAAGCAUUCAGACAAGGAAACGGAAACCUAAGAUGCCGAAGUCCAAAACCUCAACAGGAGGGUCGUCAGCAUCGGGCACCAACUCCCCGUUCUCCCUGUCUGUCUCAGAACAUGCCUCUACUAUAAAGAGUGAACCCAACAUGGUCCCCUCCCCCCACCCCAGACAGGCCGUAGCCUCUAUGUCCCAGGCUUCGUCACAUCUGAACAGUGCAGGAUCAGGACAUGUGGACAUCAAGUAUGAGGACUGCCCCUUCACUCCUGCGUCCAUCUCCACACAGAACUCCUGGUGUACUGCUCUGUCUCAGGCGUGAGCUGACUCGACCACAGUUCACUUGGACCAGGUCCUGGGCCUGGACUCAGCUCACUGUGGAUGAUAUAGACUUGUGAAGAGAACUACCUGUUAUUGACUAACUCUUUUUUUUCCGUGGUUGGAGGAACGGAAAAACAGAAGGAAGCGACGGCAAUCAAGUGGAAUGUAUUUGUGGCUACUUUCAAUGCUAUUUCUAGUUUUUGUUGUUGUUGUUGUCUUUAUUGUUGUUGUCUUUAUUGUUGUUGUCUUUAUUGAUGUUGUCAUUAUUGAUGUUGUCAUUAUCGAUAUCGUGCUGAGUUCACCAUUGCAGUUUUACAUGGUGUUUAAAGAAAUAACCAGAAAGAGUUCAAUAAGUUAUUACAUAGUGUUAAAGGGAUACUUCUGGAUUUUUCAAUUAAGCACUUUUUCUACUGACCCAGAGUCAGAUGAACCCAUGAAUACUAUUUUUUAUGGCUCUCUGUCCAUUAUGAAGAAAGUUAGAGGUAGUUUCACGAGCCAAUGCAAAUUAGCGUUAGCGCAAUGACUGGAAGUCUAUGGUAUCUGCUAGCAUGUAGAGACAUACAACUUGUAUCCACGAGUUAAUCUGACUCUGUGGAAAUAGAUAAAGAGCUUCAUUGCCAAAAUCCAGAAGUAUCCCUUUAAACACAAAACCAGAUGGACAAAAAAAGUGUUUUAUUACCUCUGAACGUGUUUCAUUACUGCCGUGUAGAUGGUUAACUUUCAUAAAAACAUUAUUUAUGUUGAGAAAAGAACCAGCAUGAAACACCAAAGACAACAUGUCAAAUCCCAGAAGUCCCUUCUCAGAAUGUUUUGUAUGUUCAAGGUAUGACCUCAACACUAGGAAGUAUACAUUUACAUGUGUUUUGUAUGUAAUGAAAUACAUAUGUUGUUCAUUGAACAAACGAUGCAAAUAUAUUCAUUUCUAUUUUAUCAGAUAGGUUAAAAAGGGCUAAAUACUUGUUUUUAUUUUUCAUUUUAGACAUCGCAACUGCGUACUGAAUCAGUUUUCUAUAUUUCCAAAACCACUGUUCUACUAGCUCAAAUGUUUUUACAAUGUAUCGUCUGAUCAUGUAACGUGCAAUUACUUCUUUUUACAAAAAUGUAAGACAAAGAAAAAUAUACGUUUAUGUUAAUUAUUCGGAAUAUGUUAAUUAUUCGGAAUAUGUUAAUUAUUCUGACUAUGUUAAUUAUUCGGAAUAUGUUAAUUAUUCUGAAUAUGUUAUUCAAAUUUUAUUUGCUGUAUUUUUGUGUUUUGUUGUUUAACUAUAAGGGAGUUUUUUUUUGUUGUAUUUCAUAACGUACAGUUGUAAUGUUCAGGGACUUGAGUCUAAUUAUAUCUUUUAGCUGUUUCAACCAGGUCUGAUAGUCUCUCUGGUUUCACAAUGCUCUUUGAAAUCUGUUUAGUUUAAUAAACCGAUCAAAUGA
Oncorhynchus mykiss (rainbow trout) is the source of this 3581-nucleotide messenger RNA. NCBI's taxonomy places the organism in Eukaryota, Metazoa, Chordata, Actinopteri, Salmoniformes, Salmonidae. The record is from RefSeq and is a predicted model, not a curated record.